AUGGUGCAAUGCACCAAAAAGAUCCAAACCAUUACAUUUGACAACAGAGGUGCAGCAAGGUUGCUGAAUGGGAUUGAGUUAGAAAAUAAAAGAUGUGACCGCCAAUCGGACAAAAUUUUAGUUAAGGGUAUAAAAUUAAUUGAGAAUGUUCAAUUGGGACAAGAUGCAAAGGAAGAAGCUGUGAUGUUUCACGUUCUUUUUUUCAUCAUAAGUGAUAAUAGUCCGUCAGAUUCUGUUCUCACACCUGACAAGGUAUUUAUUGGUGUUGAUGAGGGUAAUUCUAAGACAUGGAUUGUUGAUCCUGGUCAAUUCAAUAGGUUUCAUAUCCUAAAGAAAAUGAGAUUCAAGCUUGUUGGUGGGAAGGACAAAGAAUACAUUCGAUACGGAAUAGAGAUUGUGGAUUGGUUCUUCCCAGUGGAUCUCAAAAUACCUUUCUUAUUUUCCUUUUUGUUUUCCAUCUUAAUAAUCUCCAACGCAGGAGACACUGUGACCAAAACCCAAUCCAUUACAGGCCACAAUACCAUUGUUUCAUCUGGUGGAAGCUUUGAGAUGGGUUUUUUCAACCCUGGCAAUUCCCAGAAUACAUACUUGGGAAUAUGGUACAAGAAAAUUUCUGUUAGGACCGUUGUAUGGGUUGCCAACAGAGAAAUUCCACUUGUCAAUUCGUCAGGCAUCUUAACAGUAAUCGACCCUGGAAUUCUUGCCCUUGUCAAUGGUACCGGCAGUGUCAUUUGGUCUCCCAAUGUGACAGGAUCCACACAGGACCCUGUUGCACAACUUAUGGAGUCAGGAAAUCUUGUUGUGAAAGAUGUAAAUGAUAAUAUUUUGUGGCAAAGCUUUGAUUAUCCGUGUGAUACUCUUUUACCAGGCAUGAAGCUUGGCAAGAACUUUGUAACUGGCCUUGAGCAUCACCUCUCUUCCUGGAAGAGCAGCGAUGAUCCAGCUCAAGGUGAGUUUACAUACCGGUGUGAUCCUCAAGGAUACCCACAACAAAUUCUGAACAGUGGUUCUGCUGAGCUGUUCCGAGCUGGGCCAUGGAAUGGCAUCGGAUUCAGUGGGAGACCAAGCCUUAAAUCUAAUUCAAUCUACACAUUUGAAUUGGUUUACACCAAGGAGGAGGUGUAUUAUGAUUAUAAACUCCUCAGCUCAGAUGUUUCAAGGCUUACUGUGAAUCAUACUGGCGUUGUGCAGCGCUGGACGUGGAUUGACCGAACCCAGCAAUGGGUCAUUUUCCUGACUUCACCAACAGAUAACUGUGAUACCUAUAAACUGUGUGGUCCGAAUGGUAACUGCAACGUUGGAAACAGUCCAGUAUGUGAUUGUUUGAGUAAAUUUGUGCCCCAGAACCAAAAGGAAUGGGGACAUGGAGAUUGGUCUAAUGGGUGUGUUCGGAGGACACCGUUGGAUUGCCAUAAUGGAGAUGGAUUUCUCAAGUAUUCGGGCUAUAAAAUGCCGGACACACGGAACUCCUGGUUUGACAGGAACAUGACACUUGGGGAAUGCAAGAUGGUAUGCUUGAAAAACUGCUCUUGUAUGGCUUACGCAAAUUUAGACAUAAGUAGUGGUGGAAGUGGCUGCUUGCUUUGGUUUAAAGAGUUGAUUGACAUGAGAGAGUUAAAUGCAAAUGGGCAAGACAUUUACAUAAGGAUGGCUUCCUCUGAGUUAGAUUCAACAGUCCAACAAGUCAGCUUGAAUGGCAAGAAAAGAAAGAUAGUAGCAGUGACCUUGGCAUUUUUAAUUGGACUUUUUCUGCUGGGUAUGAGCCUAAUCGUGUAUCUCCGAAAAAGGAAAAGGAAUAAUUCACAUAUAAGAAGAGAAGGCAUGAAGCUUGGCAAGAACUUUGUAACUGGCCUUGAGCAUCACCUCUCUUCCUGGAAGAGCAGCGAUGAUCCAGCUCAAGGUGAGUUUACAUACCGGUGUGAUCCUCAAGGAUACCCACAACAAAUUCUGAACAGUGGUUCUGCUGAGCUGUUCCGAGCUGGGCCAUGGAAUGGCAUCGGAUUCAGUGGGAGACCAAGCCUUAAAUCUAAUUCAAUCUACACAUUUGAAUUGGUUUACACCAAGGAGGAGGUGUAUUAUGAUUAUAAACUCCUCAGCUCAGAUGUUUCAAGGCUUACUGUGAAUCAUACUGGCAUUGCGCAGCGCUGGACGUGGAUUGACCGAACCCAGCAAUGGGUCAUUUUCCUGACUUCACCAACAGAUAACUGUGAUACCUAUAAACUGUGUGGUCCGAAUGGUAACUGCAACGUUGGAAACAGUCCAGUAUGUGAUUGUUUGAGUAAAUUUGUGCCCCAGAACCAAAAGGAAUGGGGACAUGGAGAUUGGUCUAAUGGGUGUGUUCGGAGGACACCGUUGGAUUGCCAUAAUGGAGAUGGAUUUCUCAAGUAUUCGGGCUAUAAAAUGCCGGACACACGGAACUCCUGGUUUGACAGGAACAUGACACUUGGGGAAUGCAAGAUGGUAUGCUUGAAAAACUGCUCUUGUAUGGCUUACGCAAAUUUAGACAUAAGUAGUGGUGGAAGUGGCUGCUUGCUUUGGUUUAAAGAGUUGAUUGACAUGAGAGAGUUAAAUGCAAAUGGGCAAGACAUUUACAUAAGGAUGGCUUCCUCUGAGUUAGCUUUUCUCAUUCCUUUUGCCAUAAUAAUUUCAAAAUAUAGAAGAUUCAACAGUCCAACAAGUCAGCUUGAAUGGCAAGAAAAGAAAGAUAGUAGCAGUGACCUUGGCAUUUUUAAUUGGACUUUUCUGCUGGGUAUGAGCCUAAUCGUGUAUCUCCGAAAAAGGAAAAGGAAUAAUUCACAGCUAAGAAGAGAAGGAAAUCUGAUGCACAACUCUGAACAAGGUCACACUGACAAAAUCCAAAUGGAAGAUCUAGAGUUACCAUUGUUCGACUUAGCUGUAAUAGUUAAUUCCACAAAUAACUUUUCAAUCAACAAUAAGCUCGGAGAGGGUGGUUUCGGACCAGUUUACAAGGGUAUGCUGGAAGGUGGACUAGAAAUAGCUGUUAAGUUGCUUUCGAAGAAUUCCCAACAAGGAGUCGAUGAGUUCAAGAAUGAAGUUAUUUGCAUUGCCAAGCUUCAGCAUCGAAAUCUUGUAAAGCUUCUAGGAUACUGCGUUCAAGGAGAAGAAAGGUUGUUAAUAUAUGAAUACAUGGCCAACAAUAGCUUGGACUCCUUUAUUUUCGAUCAAUCAAAGAAGAUGCUACUGGAUUGGCCUAAGCGCUUCCACAUAAUCAAUGGAAUUGCUCGGGGGCUUCUUUAUCUUCAUCAAGAUUCCAGAUUUAGAAUUAUCCACAGAGACCUGAAAGCUAGCAACAUUUUACUAGAUCAUGAGAUGAACCCCAAAAUAUCAGACUUUGGCUUGGCUAGAAUUUUUGGAGGAAAUGAGACCGUAGCAAAUACUAAAAGAGUAGUUGGAACAUUGGGGUACAUGUCUCCAGAAUAUGCAAUUGAGGGACGCUUCUCAGUAAAGUCUGAUAUAUUUAGCUUUGGUGUUAUGGUAUUGGAAGUGGUGAGUGGGAAGCGAAACUGGGGAUUUUGUGACCCAAACCACCACCUCAACCUUCUUGGGCAUGCCUGGAAAUUAUACAAGGCAGGCAAAACUACAAAAUUGAUUGAUGCAUCAAUGCAAAACUCAUGCAAUCUACCUGAAGUGUUGCGUUCGAUUCAUGUCGGUUUGUUGUGUGUGCAACACCGGCCAGAGGAUAGGCCUAACAUGGCGAGUGUGGUUUUGAUGUUGGGCAGAGAGGGUGCACUGACUCACCCCAGACAACCUGGUUUUUUCCCUGAAAGAAAUAUUCUUGAAGCAGAGUCAGAAAGAAGAGAGAUUGAAAAAUGUUCAGCCAACAUGGUCACUAUAACUCUGUUAGAGGCCAGAUAGAAGACAAUUCAUGCUCAUGUUUAAUUGUUAUAUGGUCCAAGACCUUUGAGUUUGUUUAGAUCAUGUACAUAAUAUAGAUUUUUUAAAUUAUUAGCUUACAAUUUUUAAAUAUAUUGUAAAUUUGUUUUGUGAAACUGUUAAUAAUUUGUGAACAAAGUUGAACAUAUUUUGUUAAA
Molecule: messenger RNA, 4052 nt
Organism: Camellia sinensis
Lineage: Eukaryota; Viridiplantae; Streptophyta; Magnoliopsida; Ericales; Theaceae
Source: RefSeq, a predicted model, not a curated record